CAUUUUAGUCAAGACUAUGACUAAAUCUAAAUCAAAAUUUGCUGUCAAAAUUAACAUUGAGGAGAAAGAGAUCCUCAGGACAGAUAAAGAGCUGAUAGCCACCGUGAGGAAACCAGCUGAGGCUGAAGCCUACAAGAUGCAGCAGCUCGCAGAGGCACAGAAGAUAAAGAAGGUGUUGACGGCACAGGCUGAAGCGGAGAAGAUCAAGCGUAUUGGAGAAGCAGAGGCCGGCUCCAUUGAGGCUGUGGGUAAAGCCGAAGCAGAGAAGAUGAGGCUCAAAGCUGAGGCCUAUCAGCAGUAUGGAGAGGCUGCAAAGACUGCCCUCGUCCUGGAGGCUCUGCCAAAGAUUGCUGAACAGGUGGCAGCACCCUUAAGUCGUACCAAUGAGAUUGUGAUCCUGAGCGGCGACGGUGGCCGUGUUAUUGGGGAAGUGAAUCGUCUGUUGGCUGAACUACCUGUUUCUGUAAACGCCCUCACAGGGGUGGAUCUGUCCAAGGUGAAUACAUGUAAACUACAACUUUUCAUGUAA
Molecule: messenger RNA, 529 nt
Organism: Sinocyclocheilus grahami
Lineage: Eukaryota; Metazoa; Chordata; Actinopteri; Cypriniformes; Cyprinidae
Product: flotillin-2a-like
Exons: 3
Coding region: 17-529 (170 amino acids)
Biological process (GO): protein localization to plasma membrane; regulation of myoblast differentiation
Cellular component (GO): plasma membrane; flotillin complex; cytoplasmic vesicle
Molecular function (GO): protease binding
Source: RefSeq, a predicted model, not a curated record